AUGGAUUGUUUUCAGUCAGUUAUCAAGAGCUUUGUAGAUGUUUCAGCUGGACUGCUUGUGGAAGAGGAACUUUACAUCUGGAAAAUAUUUGCUAUAGGCCCAAAUUCAGUGUUGGACCAUCUAAAGGAAAUGGAGGGGCAGAGUCUUCCUUGUCCACCUGUUUCCUUAGAAGACCCACCAGUUCAGCUCUCCUGCCUUCAGGCCAUCCCAGCAGCAUCAGAUCUCUUGCUGGGUCCCAUGAUUCUCCAGCCAGAACAAGCACUUGCUCAAACUGUGUAUUUAAAGGCGCUAACUAUUCCUUUCUACCAACCUGUUCAAUCAAACCAUAAACUUUCCAGAGUCCAGACAAAUAUCACCAUAGACAAUAGCAAUUUACCUUUAAUCCUCAAUCCACUCCUGCAUUCGAAAGGGACAGAUCAACUUCAGGCAAUCAUUCAGAAGCAACCCAGUACAAUAAACAUGGUUAGUCAUUUUUCACUUUUGCCACAAAGUUCUUCUCCAGGUGCACCAACUGGAAGUCCAGGGAAGGCCAAAAGUUCUGGGAAGUACCUGUGUAAACAUUGUGGGCGUGACUGUCUGAAGCCAAGUGUCCUUGAGAAACAUAUGCGAUCACAUACAGGUGAGAGGCCUUUUCCAUGUACAACAUGUGGCAUUGCGUUUAAAACUCAAAGCAAUUUGUAUAAACACAGGAGAACUCAGACCCAUGUCAAUAAUGCCAGGGUGCCUUCAGAAUCUGAUAGCAGUAGUCUACUAGAAGAGAAUGAGAAGUUGACUGAGAUAGUUACAUCCUCCCAGACCAUAGAAUCUCAUGAUAAAAAUGAUGUCCAGCCAAGUACAAGGACUAGAUCUGCUGCUUCGGAGCCCAGUGACAAAUAUAUUCUUGCUACUUCGUUAUCGGAAACUCUCCUUGUUUCGGAAAGUCAGAGGGUGAAAACGGGUAACUCCUGUCAUGGAGAAAUAAAUCAGAAUGUAUUUGAAAAAGAGACUGCCAGAGAUGCCACAGAUCUACCUCAGAGAAAGAAGAUCCAGGAUCAAAGGUCUCCAACAGGAAGCAGACAUAGUCAGCUACAGAGACAGCAAGCUCUGUAUUCAGAGAAGCUGUGGAACAACAGAUCUGUGGACAUCAAGCUAAAAAAGUGUGAGAGCACUGACUCGGGGUAUCUGUCACGCUCUGAUAGUGUGGAACAUCAGACACCCUCGCCUGGCUUCCUGCACAGCCUUUGUGAACAUAGCACGGAGUCAGAAGAUGAAGCAGCUGUCACCAAUAAAUGCAUGACUUACAGUUUCUCAAAAGUAGAUUCAACUGAUAAAGCAACAGGAGCCAUAACCCUGGAGAAAAAAAGGUUGGAAGAGCAUAUCUCAAGGCUAAUAUCUCAUAAUAAAGCAGUUGUGGAUGACACCCAGUUGGACAGUGUUAGGCCCCGGAAAACGAUUCUAUCCAAACAAGGAAGCAUUGACUUGCCAAUGCCUUACAUGUACAAAGACUCAUUCCAUUUUGAUAUACGGCCUCUGGACACCAGCAAGAAAAAGAAUAUUUCUCUGCGCUCAGCCAAGUCUAUCUUCACUCCUGCGGAAAAAACUAAGCCAUUGUUUUUUCACUCGGUUCCCACUCAAUUCUCAACAACAAUUGACUGUGUGCCUGUUACAAGAAGUAACUCUCUGCCUUUUGUUGAGAGUACAAAGAAGACGCAAGACCAGGCAGACAGUUCAAAAUUGUCUUCUUUCUCCAGAGUAUCCCCAGAUGUGUGUUUUUCUGGCUUGUUGCAUAGCAGCAAUUUAGACACAAAUAUGACAAACGUUCUUAACAGCCACCCCCGGGCACUUGUUAGACAGGUGGCAGUAGAUGAUGUGCCAUUAAAUUAUAUGACUGAAUCUUCGCUCUCUUUAGAGGAGAAAAACGGUAAACAGAAAUCUGAAGCUGGGGUGGAAGGAGUGAACAGCAAGAAUAAGAAACCCAGUCAGAGAAAAUUAAAAAUGUUUUCUCAGGAAAAAUGGCAAGUUUAUGGGGAUGAGACAUUUAAGAAAAUUUAUCAGAAGGUGAAAAACAGUCAACCAACCAAAAAACAAAAAGGUAAUUUAACAAAUAUUUCCAACAUUUAUUCAGAUACCAAGGAAACUGCCUGUGGGAAGGAAAUUACAUUGUCGAGAGAAGGACGAAGCUCUGAAACUGGAAACAUAAUUUCACCACUAGUAGAUGUUACCGCAAAAGCAAAUCCAGACACAUUGGAAAGCCACGCCAAAGCCAGCCCUGCUGGUCACUCUACUUUUUCUCAGGAGAAUUCAGGGCGAUUGGCAGAAUUAAGAGAAACACUGGGUUCGGUUGGUGAUUGUGAACAACACAGCAUAGCAAAUGAAACGUCAUCUGUUGAACAUCGAUGCAGAGACUUGCGUGUUUCAAAACACAGCCAGAGUGGCAAUAGUAAAGCUUUGCCUUUAAGGAAAGGUUGUGAAUUGAAAGUCCAACUGAAGCAAACUCAGCUGAACCCUGCUACUUGGCAUGAUCAUGACUUAGAAGAUGCACAUGGACACAUUACUGAAUGUGUACAAAAAUAUGAGGAUACCACAGCUAACAGAAAAGGAUGCAGGGGGAAAGAAACUGCCCACCUUGGACACACAGCUUUAUCAGCACCACAGUGCAACACCAGUGAGUUGGUGUGUGAAUCUCAGAAGUUACCCUCAGAAAGAAAAAAGCCUAAGGUGGAUAAACUGAAAAACGUGGAAAAGAUAACAUUUAAAAAUAGUAGUUCAACCGAGCUGGUUGUGAAACUGAUAGACUGUUACAAUCUUAACAUAGUUGCUGCAGAAUCAGCAAAGGACUCAGGUAAGGGGGGGAAAUGGACAGUAAUGGUAGGAACACCGGCUUCAGGUAGUAGUAUGGAAUGUGAGGAAGGAAUCCAACAUUCUCUAACAGUAUCUAAUGAUAGGGAUUGUAUUGUAAGUCUAACAGAUACAGCAAAUAUCUCUGCCACAUCAUUUCCUGAACAAUUCAAGACCGAUGUAACAGAGGAACAAACCAGUAAUUUGUUUGCAAUAAAAAACCUCACAUCUCCCAUAACAACAGCAACAGAAGAAUUAUCAAACUGUAGAGACUCAGCACCAACCCACACUCAGCAUGAGGUAAGAAAUCAAGUGGUUUCUCAUCUAAAGAAAAACGAUUUUCUUCCGAAGUACAUCUUAAAAUAUUCACAAGAAGGAAACAAGAUAGGUGUGCCAUUGUUUCUUACAAGGGAGCCCGAAAAUAUACCGUAUGCUUCAUUGCCAAGCAGCUCAACCAUUUCCCCAUAUCCUGCCUGUAACAAUAAACUACUUGAUAGUAAUUCCAUUGAUGUAACUGUGUGCCCUUUGCAAUUGGAUCUGAGUCAUCCAGCCAGGAGAAAAGAGCUAAAGUGGGACAUGCCUACAACAUGGACACCUUUGGGAGCUCCUGCUCCAACCCUCCUUGAAGCAACAACAAUUACAACCAUGGUAGAUCAAAAAUGUCAUCUUCGAAGUGCAAGUAGGAAAGUUAAAGAUACAUGUAAAGCAGACAAUAGAGACAACUUAGAUGAACAGAGAUUGAUAACAAAAGAGGAUGAAUGUAUAGUUGCUUGCACAUCACACAUUCCUGGGAGGAAAGUAUGCUUUACCACAAUUUAUACAGGAGGGCUUUUCUUAUCAUCAGACAUGACUGGGCAAAAUUCAGCCUUAAAGUUAAUACAAUCAGCGAAGAGUUCAGUAAUUUCACUUUCUUCGUUGGUGGAAAGGGCAGUUUUGUGUGAAAGUAGCGAGAAGGAAGUCAAGGAAUGGCAACUGGAGACUAACCCUUUGCCAGGAUUUGAAGACUUGCCCACCUGUUCAGUUAGCAGUCCGAAAUGUCUUUGCCAUUCUUCCAAUAUGCUCUAUUGUCAUGUGCUGUGUACUCAACCAAAGGAGAUUUGCUCCCAGCCUCAAUUAAGCAUAGAAUCUCAUGCGGGAAACUUACAAAUCCCAAGCCUGAAUCUAUCCUUCCCAACUCUAAAUGCGGAGCCUCAGCUGACUUGGUGUUGCUUGUCAAGAAGCCUCCCACUUCCUAUUGAGCAAAAGGAAAUGAAAGAUUCUGCAUAUUCUUCUUUGUAUAUGAAUGAAAACUUCAUUUCAAAAUGUGGUCAGUCCAUCUGCAAAAUGAAAAGCCAUGGGAAGGCUGCUAGGGAAGGCUGGAGAAUUGGAAAACCUCAAACACUGUUCUCUUCUCCACAAAGGCAGGAAAUAGAGAAGAAGUACAUUUUAAACACUGAUGCUCAGGAAGUCUCCAAAAGCAUGCCAGAACUCGAAAGGAAAAAAGAAAAACUUUACAAAAGGAGAGAAAAGAGAAACUUAAAAAGGAUAAAAGUGAAGAUUAACCCCAAGCGACAUGAAGAUCAUCACUCACAAAGACAUCGUCUUCUCAGAAGCCACCAGUCAAGCAAGCAAUGCUGGGGUUUGAGGACUUCCAGAAAGCAUUCCCACAUCAACGCUUCUGACAUUUGGGAGCAUUGUGGAAAAUGCCAUUGUUUUCCAACGACUUCACUAGGAAAUGACAAAAAUCUGCAACAGCCACAUUACAGCACAACAAAUAAAGCAUCUUUCCAUUUAGAAGAAGAUAAGAUGAAACAAGAUACACCUGGACUGAACAAAUGCUCAAGUGACAACUUAUUUCUUCAAAGAAUUUCUACAAUUCCAGAAGUAACUACAUACUCCUGUCCAUCAUCUAAUAAUAUAUCAGCAGAAAAAUGCAGUAGUCUAGAUAGUUGCUCCCUGGGAAUUUUUCCAAAAGAACACCACCCAGACGUAGAUUCUGAGUACAACGGACCUUCCACUGAACCUUAUCAUUUGGAACUCAAAGAUACAAAGAAGAACCAGCUGUGUAACUUUGUUGGAUCUCAGACUACUAGACCUAUUUUUCUUUGUUCAAACAGAGGCUGUAAUAACUUAGAAUCAAAGGAUAAAAAUGUUCUUAUUCUAAAGCCCCCCAUUCCUAUUGCAGAAAGAACAGAACAAUUCACGGAGAGAAAUUUGUCUUCUCCUUUAAAAGAGCAACAUGCUUCCACCUGCCAAAGUCUAUGUCCUGUUUCACUCACAUCAAGACUACUUACCGAGAUGUCAGUUUCAACUAAAUCCUUACCUGGAACUCCAUCUAAUCAAAAGCAAAACUUGGAAGCAACGAAUAAGCCAAUUCAUUUGGAAUACGAUGACAUAAGCAGCAGUGAUGAUGAAGAUAGAUUGGUUAUAGAAAUCUAAGGAAUAAGUUACCUAUUUUUAAAACAGAGUUCAAUAUGAAGGGGUAGCCAUCAUCAAUCUGCCUUUCUCUUGUAUCUUAAAAGUAAAAAACUAUAUCCGUGCUAAUAUUUGCCAAGGAUCUGAGCUUCUUUACAUGUGCUUUGCUUUUAUAUGUGCAAUUAGUUGCACAUUUGAAUCCCAACGAGUUCACUACGUAAUUUCUCUUCAUCAAAUUCUCUAUACAAUCCCAUUUUUAUCAUUUUCUCUAUUUAUGCCUCCGAAAGUAGACUAAGAAUCACUUUGUCUCCUUUGAGAAGUGGAAAGUUGGCCCUGAAGAUAGGAAAGCAACUUAUUUUCUCAGCUGCUCCGUGCUGCUUAUUUAAUCUAACUUUUCCUUCUACAAUUUUGCAUGAAAUCAAUGUCCUUAAAUCACUUUACAGCAUUUUUUUGUAUUGCACAAAUAUUCCAACAUCUCUUUUGGCAAACAACUCAAGCGUGUAUUGUUUUGUGCCUUUUCUGUAGAGACCUGUACAUACUUAUCUCUUUGAUAUGUUACCUUUUCUACAAUAGGAAGAUACUCUUUGAUCUUGUUUCUCAGGUCAGUUGGGGAAAAUAUUUAUUCUGCCAAAUGAAAAUGCGUAGGGACUUUGUAAAAAAAAAUUGAAAGCAUAAAUAAUAUACUUCUUCCUCUCCAUACAUGUUAAAUCUGUGCACUAGGGUGGCAGUUAAAACAUUUGUCCAGUUGAAUAUCAUGCACUUUCCUAAAUGCACUUCCAUUGCAUUAGAAUACUGUUGCGAAGCAAUGGUCAUUUGGAGCUUAACUGUACUGUUGUAUUAUACUUGUUUUAUAUUUAAUAUUUCAUAUAUCUUAACAAGCUAUUAAAACGUUCAUGUAAAAUUCAUAGGUGCCUUUCUUUGAGCAGAAGACAGAUUGAGCAUGAUUUGUAGAUUGUUCCUAAUAUGCUGGCCCAGUAAGGCAAUAGAGAAAAAACACAUUUCUGCAAAAUUAAAGCAGAAGAUGAGCCUUCUGUUCAAUGUAUUAAUACUGAAAAUGACAUUUAAUCAUCCAAGUUACUGAAAUGCCACCAUAUAUUUCUAUUUAUUGAAACUGAAGAUAUGACCCAUCAUACAAUAUCCAUAUACUGAUCUUUAUGGUUAUCUAUACAGUAUCUAACUUUCUAAAUGCAUUUCCACAGUAUUUUUUUUUUAAAAAAAUGCAA
Molecule: messenger RNA, 6434 nt
Organism: Thamnophis sirtalis
Lineage: Eukaryota; Metazoa; Chordata; Lepidosauria; Squamata; Natricidae
Source: RefSeq, a predicted model, not a curated record